Molecule: messenger RNA, 6018 nt
Organism: Tyto alba (common barn owl)
Lineage: Eukaryota; Metazoa; Chordata; Aves; Strigiformes; Tytonidae
Gene: ARHGAP28
Product: Rho GTPase activating protein 28
Exons: 14
Coding region: 136-2268 (710 amino acids)
Biological process (GO): regulation of small GTPase mediated signal transduction; regulation of actin filament polymerization; signal transduction
Cellular component (GO): cytoplasm
Molecular function (GO): GTPase activator activity
Source: RefSeq, a predicted model, not a curated record
GCAAACGGUGGAGAGAGGCUGCUCCGGAGCCAGGCCACGCGUUCGUGACCGUGACAGGACGGCUCGCCCUCCCGUCGGGGCCUGUCAGCACCCCUCGGUCGCCUUCGUCAGUGGCAGUGGGGCCGACAUGUGCCUAUGACCAUGGAGAUGAAGGACUCGGGCAGCGUGGUCCUGACAGCCUACCAUCCCCACAGCCCGGCCAGGAUCCCGGGCAUGGAGCAGAGCUUUGUGCAGGACAUCCCCCCCAGCCAUUCGCCCACCGGCAGAAAGUCUCUCCCUCGUUGUCGAAGAAUUAACAGGAUGCUUUCCAAUGAGUCGACACCUCCUCCUGCGUUCAGUCGCUCCAACUCACAGGCCUCCAUGGACAGCACCUCCAUGGAGGACUUCUGGUGUGAAGUGGAGAGCAUCAAGGAGAGCAGUGAAGAUGGAUCUGAAGAAGCAACACUCUUGGAGUUCAAACCCGCUGAUGAAGGGGAGCUGGAGGCAGAAUGGCUGCAAGAUGUAGGUUUAUCUACAUUGAUCUCGGGAGCUGAAGAGGAGGACGGCCAAGCCCUACUGUCCACUCUGACCCGAACCCAAGCUGCUGCCGUACAGAAGAGGUACAACACCUACACUCAGACCCUCAGGAAGAAGAACAAGCACACAGUCCGGGAUGUGCGAGACAUCUUUGGCACCAAUGACUCUUCUCCCACAUUUGAGACAGUUCCAGUGUCACCAGUUCCUUCUAAUGGUAUCCAGCUUCCUGGGCAGAAGCCAGUUUGGAAAUCAGUUAGCUCUAAUAGUUGUCUAGACUGUGGACUAGAUAAAGGCAGCCCAUCCGUAACAGAAGAGCUCUCCUAUGAGGUCUCUUUCUCAGAGUCCAUAACGAUCUUUCCAAAAACCCAAGAAUGGCCGAAAAACCAGAGGUUCAAAAAGGAAGAUGCUGCUUUGCCUAAAUUCAUUGUUCGGAAAAGCCGGUUUGGACUGACAGAGGUUGGAGACCUCUCUCCUGAAGACAUGAAGAAGAUCCGCUACCUCUCCCUGAUUGAGCUAACGGCCUUCUAUGAUGCACUGGGGGUAGAGCUGAAGAGGAACCGCUCAGAGAGGGUGCGGGGACGAGAAAAUGGUCUGUUUGGAGUCCCUCUCACCGUACUGCUGGAGAAUGAUCAAAAGAAGGUUCCUGGAAUAAAAGUUCCCCUCAUCUUCCAAAAAUUGCUGCUCAAGCUUGAGGAAACAGGUUUAGAAACAGAAGGAAUUCUACGAGUGCCUGGUUCUGCCUCCAGAGUCAAGAAUCUCCAUCAAGAACUUGAAGCAAAAUUUUAUGAAGAUACUUUUGACUGGAACCAAGUACGAAAUAAUGAUGCAGCAGGACUGCUGAAAAUGUUUAUAAGAGAACUCCCAAGUCCACUCUUCACAGUAGAAUACCUGCCUGCUUUCAUCAUGCUAGUGGAAAAAAUCUCCAAGAUCAAGUUACAGCUACAAGCUUUGCAUCUGUUGAUCAUGCUGCUGCCUGAAGCCAACAGAGACACAGCCAAGGCCUUUCUUCAGUUCCUGAAGAAGGUGGUUGCUAAUGAAGGGAAAAAUAAAAUGAAUUUGUGGAAUGUUUCUAUGAUCGUUGCACCAAACCUCUUCAUCUACAAAGGGAAACGUGCAAACCAACAAGAAAUGCAAGCUGCCGCCACCACAGCGCACAUUGUGAGGCUUUUAAUUCGGUACCAGGACAUCCUGUGGACAAUCCCAUCCUUCCUGAUUUCCCAAGUGAGAAAAAUGAAUGAAGCAGCAAUGAACAACAGCAAGAGGCAGCUGAUGUUUGACAAAGGAGUGAGAAAACUUCUGAGGAGAAAGACCAUGGAACGGGAGAGACCUGAAAGACCAGAGGGAGCUGUCACUUUUCCCCCAUAUCUGCAGUCUGAUAUACCUGAGGGGGUGAUAAGAGUUUAUGCUCCACUGCAUUCAAAAAUCUCUAUGGCAAUUCAACUCAACAGCCAAACAAAAGCCAAAGACAUCCUGGCUCGAUUCCACUGUGAAAACAGGUCAGCACUGUUUGGAUCCGGAUGCAUUCAUGUUAGAUGUUUACCGUGCAAAUCCUCAGGCAGAAUGGGUGAUAAAGCCAAAAGCAAGCUGAAGCAGAAGGCUGCGAUGUACUGGACAAAAGUCAAAUGGACAACAGUGAUGCCUGCCAUUUUAAGAAGCUUUUGGCAGAGACAAAACAAAAUGGUAGCUACAGGACAUCAUUCCUUCCAACUGUACUGUCCAGCUGAUGUUCACCAUGUACCACUUUUGGUAUAAGCAUUAUCACUCCAGCUUCUGGACCAUCUGAAAAUAUCACAUCAGUUAUGCUUUUAUAUGGGUUACACUUGUGCCAGUUGGCCCAGGAGUUAAGGACGGACCAAGGUACGGUGUACAGAAAACAACCGGUCACAUACAGAGUUACUUAUUUCCUGACCUGGUGUUAGAACAUGAGUUUUUGGAAAGAAUCCAUUGGCAUCCGUGGAUGCAUGAAACACUACCAAUCACAGCUUAACACAGAAGCAUCACGGAGACCUUCAAGAAGAAAAGGUAUCUGUCAAGUGUGGAAGAGAGGAGCUUGACCUGCAGCAGUGCCAAGACAUAGCUGUGUGACAAAAUCAAACCUUUCUGCUGAAAGUAAACCUGUACAGUGUGCAUUACUGCAAUAUUUAUGUCUCUCAGUCACUCCUCAUGAGUACCUGAUGCCAGAGGAGGGGGGGAGGGAUGGGGGCAGGAAGAACUACUGUGUAGACAGCUAUACUGCUUUAUGUAUGUACCACUGUAUGAUUACUACCAGUCUUCCAAAAUUGUCUAUCUGGAUCACAUCACUGUGCAACUGUAGCACCACAAUCCAUUUGCUCCUUCCUUCCCCCAUCACACACAGAAACUUUGGGAGACAUGCUGGGCGAGAAGGGGCAUAUUCCCCUGGCUCUGCCUUUUACUUGAUACUCUCAGAUUUAUGUCUGUGUAAUGCCAUAAUAUGAGAUAUGUGUUAAUGGUGCCACUUAAAGCCAUCAUAUUUUUGUUAAACAUUAUAAUUUCUUAAUUUGUAACCUAAUUAUUUUUCUUUUGUUUAUUUUAGCUUUAAUAUGUAAGCAACUUUUAUACUAUUCAGCUGCACUGAGAAGAGAGAUCUUUGUCUGGACCUUGUAUAAUAUUGCAUGGAGAAGAAAAAGAGCUUCCAAUGAGCCGAGGGUUUUAAUUUUCUUAUUUAACAUUUACACAUUAGGGCCUUAAAACCAUAGCCAAAUCAGGCCCAGUUGUGCUGAGGGUUUAUACAAAUAUGUAGCAAAUUGCAGCUCCUUUACAGAUGCCAUGCAGUCUAUAAAAACACACAGGCUGACAAGAGAACAGUGGGCUGCAACUGCAUUCAGAAUGCAUCGUAGGAAAUGUAAGACAGUAUAUCUAGUUUAUAGCCAGUCACAAGGGUGAGCACCAUUCUUCACUUAAUUGUCUUGUUUUGGGCUAUACUUGAUAGAACUAAAGCAUGUUUAUUGGGUAGAGAAAUCACAAGUCUCUGGAAAACAGCAAGUUUUUCUUUUUCAUCUUUGUCUUACUCAAAAAAUGGGAACUAAUGCCUUCAACUGCACUGCAAUGUCUCCAUCAUCGGAUGAUGAUAUUGCACAAUUAAUUCACUCGCAGUCUGCACAGUGAGUUUUGUUCCUGAUCUGGACACACAGGUGAGGCAGAAGCUGCUGCUCUGUUUACCAGGUAACAAUAUAAAAGCGUUCUGAACCAAGUCCUCCAGGUGACCAUAAACUACGUUGUCCUGCAGAGAAAGCCUGUAACUUGUGAUGCUCUGCUGAAGCUGUGAGACGAUUUGCACAUUCUAGAAACCCUGCUUCUGGUUUAAGUUAAUCGUGUUUCUCCAGUAGUUAACUUUAAUUCUUAGUAUUCAGUGAAAGAAAUCAAUAUCGAAUCUGUAAUUUUACCACCAACAGUAACAUCUACAGAGGGCAAAGCCCAUCCUUCUUUUUUACCUUCUUCAGAUAAAAUACGAUAAAAUUUAGAAACAUUAUCCUUUAAUUUUCUUUAAAACCGUGAAAUUUUUAACUUUUUUUUUUUUUUUUCUUAACACUAAUGGAUGCAUAUUUGCAGCCAGAAAAAGACUGGGACAGUUAUAUUAUAAAAUACACCACCUAUUUUGCCAACUAUUUAUUUUAAGUAUAUGAGAGAUAGUAGAUCUGUGAUUUGUUCAUUGGACUAAGCAUAAACAUUUUGUCAAGUGCUUUGUUCCUGAUUCCCUUUAGUUCCCCCUGUGGCAAUGGACAUCUCUCUCUACUAUGCUGUCAUUUUCUUUUAGCUGUAAAACAGGACUAGUACUUUCCUUGUAAAGGUAACAUGAGAAUUAGUUGAGUUAAAUUCUGCUCUCAGAUAAAGCCAAACAACUCCCAGAGCAGAACAAGAGUUAUAAACAUCCAUCUCAGAAGGACAAACUCAGCAAAGGGAUUUUAUGUGGAAAGUGCUUUGAAUACGAAGAGCAUCAUAUAAAUGCUAAGCAUCAUUUUAUUUAUAGCCAACGAAAGCUUUUAUGACUAUACAGAAAGCCUAAGCAUUAACUAAAGAAUUCAAAAUGUAGCAAAUGAGAUAACUUUCUACAGUACUUUCAGACAAACACAUUGACCUCCUCCUUCUUGCCCACUCGCUUCACUCUGUUUUUAAUGGCUAUGCAAGGGAAAGUACAGAGCACCCUGUGUUCACACUGUCACCCUGAAAUGAUGACUUCAUCAAAAUUAUUUCUGAAAUAGAUCUCACUCUUCCAUAGAGGAUACAAGGGCUUUUUGGAAGACUUUCACCUUUUACCACUUUGCAUCUUAGGAAAGCCAAAUCUGAUGUAAUGAAAUCCAUCCUGUGAGCACUUAGUUUUAUACCAAAAUUGUCUAUAACUUUAUAAGACAUGCAUAUUAGCAGAUGAAUUAAGAUUGUAUGUAUAGUGACCAAACUACUGCAGCACGGCCAAAUACCUGCUGUCUCUGAAACAUAACGGCAAAAUUAUUUUUUGAUACAAAUGGACCUAAUGAUCCAUGUGUACUGUGGUUAAUACUGUCACACAUUAAGUUGUUUUGCCUUGUUGUGGUACACUAAAUUGAUUUAAUAUGCAGCAGACAAACUGAACAAUCUCUAUGACAUUUUUGAGCAUGACAUCUCAACUUUAGGCCUUGUAUUUUCAAAUGCCAGUGGAGGCACCAGGAAUUUUGUUGCUCCUAACAGCAGCUGAAAUCAAAACCAAAUUAUGAUAGGAUUGACACCUAACAAAAAGCAGUGUAUGUGGAAAAGUAUUAAUAAGAAAGUGGUAGCAAGCAGGGAGAAACUUAUUCAGCAAACUCCAAAGAUGCCUCAAGCAUUUAUGUCCUCUAUGGUUCUACAAAGACAGCAUUUUGCAUAUCAACACAUAGGGAGAGUGUAUUGGUAUUGGAAGUAUUGGAAAUGUAGGUAUUGGAAACAGACUGGAAUGCUCUAACCUGUCCACACAGCUAAUGUCAUUAGAAUGUGUGCAUAUGUGCAAAUGUGUCUGUGUCUGUGUCUAUGUAUAAUAUUAAACUACCUCACUCUGCAUUUUCCAGGAAAUAUAUUUUGGCUUAGAGGUUUAUCAAUAGAAAAUAAAACCUCUCCACUAGUCUUUUACAUUGAUAAAAAGUUUCUCCUUCUAAGGGGCAAGAUUUGGAAAUUAUAAAAAAAAUAUAUAUUGAGACAUAUUUCAGGAUACAGAUGAAAUUUUUUUCAUCUUGCCUCAAUUACUGUUUGCAACAUGAACCAUAUGAGAUUAGAUCUUUGGGUUAAUAGACAAUAAAUACAAACAUACUGUUUCAGUUUUUAUUUUUCAAUGGCUUUCCAUUAAUGUGCGUCUUCUCUAGAAAAUAGUAUGGUGCCACUAAUCAAAGCAAAAUAUUUGUACGUACAUUUCUCUUACAAUCCUCAUUAUGUUAUGUGUUUUGUUGAAGUAAGCCCGCACCUAAGUGUAUUUGUACAGCAGAUUGUGUCCAUUGUAUUGUAUCUGUGUCAAAAAUAAAAACAAUACCAACAAAGCAA